Molecule: messenger RNA, 2001 nt
Organism: Penicillium egyptiacum
Lineage: Eukaryota; Fungi; Ascomycota; Eurotiomycetes; Eurotiales; Aspergillaceae
Source: the annotation of a GenBank genome assembly
AUGACGAAGAUACGGUUCAUUUUGGGCGCGAUUACUUUACUAUCUACGAUAGUUCAUGCAUUGUCUACGGGGAACCAUGGCAUACGUCGUGCCAAAAGACAGGACUCGACAGACCGACUGGUCUUUGCGCACUUUAUGAUUGGAAUCGUCAGCAACAGAAACAGCGCGUCGGACUAUGAUGACGACAUGAAACGGGCUAAGUCUCUGGGGAUUGACGCAUUCGCUCUGAACAUUGGCGUCGACCCCUAUACUGAUCAACAACUCCAAUUUGCAUAUGACUCAGCUGCCAACAAUGACAUGAAGGUCUUCCUGUCAUUCGAUUUCAAUUGGUGGCAUACUGAUCAGGCUACCGCAGUGGGCCAGAAAGUUGCCCAGUAUGCUAGCAAGCCUGCACAACUUCUCGUUGACGACAAGGUAUUCGUUUCAUCCUUCGCCGGAGAUGGAAUAGAUGUUGCAGCAUUGCGAGCUGCAGCUGGCAAAUCGAUCUUUUUCGCGCCCAAUUUCCACCCAUCCACUGGGACGGAUAUCUCACCAGUUGAUGGCCUCUUAAAUUGGAUGGCAUGGCCAAAUAACGGAAACAACAAAGCCCCAACUGCAGAUAAAAAUAUUUCCGUCGCCGACGGAGAUAAAGAAUAUGUCGACGCCCUUGGCGGAAAAGCUUAUAUUGCCCCUGUAUCCCCGUGGUUUUUCACGCAUUUCGGAUCCGAAGUUUCUUACAGCAAAAAUUGGAACUUCCCAUCUGAUCUCCUGUGGUUCAACAGAUGGAAUGAGAUUCUUGAGUUGAAACCGCGAUUUAUCGAGAUUGUGACAUGGAAUGACUACGGAGAGUCUCAUUACAUUGGUCCUUUAAAAUCACCGCAUACUGACGACGGGGCCUCAAAAUGGGUCAAUGACAUGCCCCACGACGGAUGGCUGGAUAUUUCAAAACCAUACAUCGCCGCCUUCAAAGCAGGCGAGUCGUCCCCCAACAAUCGUAUCUCAUCUGAUGAGUUGAUCUACUGGUAUAGACCUGCACCGCGUGGGGUGAACUGCGACUCCACAGACACUUGCAUGGUACCAGCAAACAAUGGGAGUGGAAACUAUUUCAUGGGUCGUCCAGAUGGCUGGGAAUCCAUGGCCGACUCUGUCUUCGUUGUAUCAUUGCUUACAUCCCCCGCCACGGUGGAGGUCAAUAGCGGCGGGACUGUCCAUAACUACGAAGCACCAGCCGGAGCAAGUGCAAAGGAGGUGCCAAUGGGAGUUGGUGCACAAAGCUUCGCGGUCAAUCGCGACGGGAAAACUGUUCUAUCAGGGACCAGUUUGAAGGAGAUCAUCGACGGGUGCGUGUGCGGUUUGUAUAACUUCAACGCCUACGUCGGAACGCUCCCGGCAGGAUCGGACGAUGCCCUCCAGCCAGAGGGGCUCUCUGCCUUUACACAGGGCCUGCGUGUCCAGACAUGUCAACCGACCCCCUCGUUAGGUACAGUGCCUCCAGCUGCUCCGUCUUCGAGUAAGAGCACCAUAUUGCCAAGUUCUCCCCCGAGCACAACAACAGCCCCUGGGCCAUGCUCUGCUAUCCCGUCGACUGUCGUGACGACUGUUACAGUUACCGAGGCUAUGACCGCACCGAACUCCACUCCUGCAACCCGAACUUGCGGCGGCGGCGGUGGAGGAGGUGGUAACGGUGGAGGUGGAAAUGGCAGUGGAGGUACUGGAGGAGGCGGCGGCGGCGGCGGAGGAGGAGGAGGAGGAGGAGGAGGAGGGGGUGAUAGUGCGGGUAGGGCCUGCGUUGCGGGAACAGGAACCAACAACUACAGUGGGUUGUGUUCGUUUUGUUGCAGCUAUGGUUAUUGUCCAUCGGGACCCUGCACUUGUACGCGGUAUGGAACUGCAGUCCCGCUUCCACCGUCAACCGGAGCUCAUGGGGCACCUCUUAUCGGCGAAGACAACUCAUAUCUGGGUCUUUGCAGUUUUGCAUGUGAUCAUGGAUAUUGUCCCCCUACAGCCUGCAGAAUAGCUUGA